Pipistrellus nathusii (Nathusius's pipistrelle) is the source of this 1407-nucleotide messenger RNA. Lineage: Eukaryota; Metazoa; Chordata; Mammalia; Chiroptera; Vespertilionidae. The record is from the annotation of a GenBank genome assembly.
AUGGAACUAAUUUUCCCGUCAGUAAUUAUAAUCCUAGCAUGCGUCGCUCUUCUGUUAUUCCUCCGGUGGAAGAACUUGAGCGGUCCCCCGUGCAUCGGGGGCUGGAUUCCUUGGAUUGGAGCUGCAUUUGAGUUCGGGAAAGCCCCUCUGGAAUUUAUAGAGAAAGCAAGAAUCAAGUAUGGACCAAUAUUUACAGUCUUUGCUGUGGGAACUCGAAUGACCUUUGUUACUGAAGAAGAGGGCAUUGAUGUGUUUCUAAAAUCCAAAGAAGUAAACUUUGAACUUGCAGUGCAAGAUCCUGUCUAUCGUACAGCAUCAAUUCCAAAGAAUGUCUUUUUAACACUGCAUGAAAAGCUUUAUAUCCUGAUGAAAGGGAAAAUGGGGACUUUCAACCUAUGUCAUUUUACUGGACAACUAGCUGAAGAAUUACAGGAGCAACUGGAGAACUUAGGCACUCAUGGGACAAGGGACCUGACCAUCUUAGUAAGGCAUCUCCUUUAUCCAGUCAGUGUAAAUACACUCUUUAAAAAAGGUUUGUUUCCCACAAACAAGAAGAAAAUCACGGAGUUCUACCAGCAGUUUCAAACUUAUGAUGAAGGUUUUGAAUAUGGGUCGCAGAUGCCAGAAUGUCUUUUAAGAAACUGGUCAAAAUCCAAACGGUGGUUUCUAGCAUUUUUUGAGAAAAACAUCCCAGUUAUAAAAGCAAAAAAAUCUGAAAAAGAUAAUUCCAUGACACUAAUGCAGGUGCUGUUGGAUACCAUAGACAUGGAAACAAAUGAGCGUAGUCCCAACUACGGGCUUCUGCUCCUUUGGGCUUCUUUGUCCAAUGCCGUCCCUAUUGCAUUUUGGACACUUGGAUUUAUUCUCUCUCAACCCAGUCUUUACAAGGCCAUUAUGGAAGGCAUAUCAUCUGUGUUUGGUGCAGCAGGUAAAGAUAAGAUUAAAGUGUCUGAGGAUGACUUGAAGAAACUCCCUCUAAUUAAAUGGUGUAUUUUGGAAACAAUUCGUUUAAGAGCCCCGGGUGCCAUUACUAGAAAAGUGAUGAAACCAGUUAAAAUUUUGGAUUUCACCGUUCCUUCUGGUGACCUGUUGAUGUUGUCUCCAUUUUGGCUACAUAGAAAUCCAAAGUAUUUUCCUGAACCGGAACUGUUCAAACCUGAACGUUGGAAAGAGGCAAAUUUAGAGAAGCAUGCUUUCUUGGACGGCUUCGUGGCCUUUGGAAGUGGGAAGUACCAGUGUCCAGGAAGAUGGUUUGCUAUGUUAGAGAUUGAAAUGUGUAUUAUUUUAUUAUUUUAUUAUUAUGACUGCAGUCUUCUGGACCCAUUGCCAAAACAGAGUUCCCUCCAUUUGGUGGGUGUUCAGCAGCCAGAAGGACGAUGCCGAAUUGAAUAUAGACAAAGAAAGUGA